This is a messenger RNA of Tarenaya hassleriana, 1423 nucleotides long. Its product is annotated as putative pentatricopeptide repeat-containing protein At1g53330. The record is from RefSeq and is a predicted model, not a curated record. The transcript has a single exon. NCBI's taxonomy places the organism in Eukaryota, Viridiplantae, Streptophyta, Magnoliopsida, Brassicales, Cleomaceae. Gene Ontology annotation, molecular function: protein binding. The coding region runs from base 16 to 1401 and encodes 461 amino acids.
CAGAAUCGAAAGUUCAUGUCCGCCGCAAAAUUCGUCUCCUCAUUCAGGCUCGCCUCUCUCCUCCGCCAUGAGAAGGACCCUUCCGCCGCCUUCAAGCUUUUCCGGAACCCUAAUCCGGAGACGGCAAACCCUGAAAGGCCCUUCAGAUACUCGCUUCUCUGCUAUGACAUCAUAAUCACUAAGCUCGGCCGAGCCAAGAUGUUCGACGAGCUCCAACAUGUUCUUUACCAGCUUAAAUCCGACACCCGAAUCGCUCCCACAGAGGUUAUCUUCUGCAAUGUGAUCGAUUUCUAUGCCCGAGGGCGUUUACCCAACCAUGCGCUCCAACUGUUCGACGAUAUGCCUCUUUACCGUUGUCAACGGACCGUGAAAUCUGUGAACUCGCUGUUGAAUGCGCUCCUGAAGUGCCGCCAGUUCGAGAAGAUGAGUGAUAUCCUUCUGGGCAUGGAGAAGUUCGGGAACCCAGAUGCUUGCACUUACAAUAUUCUGAUCAAUGGGUGUUUUCGAAAUGGGUGUUGCGAUGAUGCAUGGAGAUUGUUCGACGAAAUGCUCAGGAACAAGGUGAAGCCCAGUGGGGUGACUUUCGGGACGUUGAUUCACGGGUUAUGCAGGGAUUCGAAGGUGAAAGAAGCAUUGAAGAUGAAACACGACAUGUUGAAAAUGUACGGGGUUCGCCCUACGAUUCACGUAUAUGCGUCACUGAUUAAAGCGCUUUGUGAGAUUGGUGAGCUGAGUUUGGCAUUCAAGCUAAAGGAGGAGGCAAAUGAAGGAAAGAUCAAACUAGAUUCGGCUAUUUACUCCACUUUGAUCAGCUCACUUUUAAAGGUUGGAAGAUCAAACGAGGUAUCGGGGCUCUUGGAAGAGAUGAGAGAAAACUUAUGCAAACCGGACACAGUGACUUACAAUGUACUGAUUAAUGGGUUCUGCAUCAAGAGUGACACAGAAUCGGCUUGUCGUGUUUUGGAUGAAAUGGAAGAAAAGGGUUGUAAACCAGAUGUUAUAAGUUUCAACAUGGUGCUUGCUGCUUUGUGUAAAGCCAAGAAAUUGACAGAAGCCAGUUACUUGUUUGAAGAUAUGCCCAGGAGGGGCUGUGGUCCUGAUGUUGUGUCCUACAGGGUAGUUUUCGAUGGUCUUUGUGAUGGUAUGCAAUCCAAGGAAGCGGCUUCGAUCUUAGAUGAAAUGCUUUUCAAAGGCUACAAGCCUCGAAGGGAUGGUCUAGAGAGAUUUCUCAAAGGGCUGUGUCAAAACGGAAACUUGGAGAUUCUCGGGAAAGUUAUGGGUAGCUUGCACCAAAGAGAUGCCAUUGAUGCAGAGAUCUGGUCGAUUAUAAUAGAUACAGCUUUCAAGGAACUCAAGAUAUGUCAUAUGUCGGAUUCUAUCGAUUUGUUGCUGACUCGUUGAAGAAGAAGCUCUCCGUGGAAGA